UGGGAGGGGAGCAGGCCAAGGAGCUAUAUAACCCUUCAGCACUCAGCUUCCCAAAACGCCACCCACCCAGAGGGGAAAAGCCCAGCCAAGCACCAUCAGGAAACCCGGUAAGCAGCUCCAGCCAUGUGUGAAGAAGAGGACAGCACUGCCCUGGUGUGUGACAACGGCUCUGGGCUUUGUAAGGCUGGCUUUGCUGGGGAUGAUGCUCCCAGGGCUGUUUUCCCAUCCAUUGUGGGACGUCCCAGACAUCAGGGGGUGAUGGUAGGAAUGGGACAAAAAGACAGUUACGUGGGUGAUGAAGCUCAGAGCAAAAGAGGAAUCCUGACCUUGAAGUACCCGAUAGAGCACGGUAUCAUCACCAACUGGGACGACAUGGAGAAGAUCUGGCACCAUUCCUUCUACAAUGAGCUCCGUGUUGCCCCUGAAGAGCAUCCAACUCUGCUCACCGAGGCACCCCUGAACCCCAAGGCCAACCGGGAGAAAAUGACCCAGAUCAUGUUUGAGACCUUCAACGUCCCAGCCAUGUAUGUGGCUAUUCAGGCAGUGCUGUCCCUCUAUGCUUCUGGACGUACAACUGGCAUUGUGCUGGACUCUGGAGAUGGUGUGACCCACAACGUGCCCAUCUAUGAAGGCUAUGCCCUGCCCCAUGCUAUCAUGCGUCUGGACCUGGCUGGCCGAGACCUCACUGACUACCUCAUGAAGAUCCUGACUGAGCGUGGCUACUCCUUCGUGACUACUGCUGAGCGUGAGAUUGUCCGGGACAUUAAGGAGAAGCUGUGUUAUGUUGCUCUGGACUUUGAAAACGAGAUGGCCACAGCUGCUUCCUCCUCUUCCCUGGAGAAGAGCUACGAGCUGCCAGAUGGGCAGGUGAUCACCAUUGGGAAUGAGCGCUUCCGCUGCCCAGAGACCCUCUUCCAGCCAUCCUUCAUCGGAAUGGAGUCAGCUGGUAUCCAUGAAACCACCUACAACAGUAUCAUGAAGUGUGAUAUUGAUAUCAGGAAGGACCUCUAUGCUAACAAUGUACUCUCAGGGGGUACCACCAUGUACCCAGGCAUUGCUGACCGGAUGCAGAAGGAGAUCACAGCCCUGGCGCCCAGCACCAUGAAGAUAAAGAUCAUUGCCCCUCCGGAGCGCAAGUACUCAGUGUGGAUUGGAGGUUCCAUUCUGGCCUCUCUGUCCACCUUCCAGCAAAUGUGGAUCAGCAAGCAGGAGUACGAUGAGGCUGGACCCUCCAUUGUCCACCGCAAAUGCUUCUAAGACACCUCCUUGCUCUCUGUCUUUAGCACACAACUGUGAAUGUUUUUGUGCCUUCAGUCCUUCUCCAAUCCAUUCCUAGCCAAAGCUCAGCCUCAUUACCUAUGUAUUUUUUAAUAAAUCUGAAAUAUGCUACUCCUAA
Molecule: messenger RNA, 1396 nt
Organism: Dipodomys ordii (Ord's kangaroo rat)
Lineage: Eukaryota; Metazoa; Chordata; Mammalia; Rodentia; Heteromyidae
Gene: Acta2
Product: actin, alpha 2, smooth muscle, aorta
Exons: 9
Coding region: 124-1257 (377 amino acids)
Source: RefSeq, a predicted model, not a curated record